UCCUCUGAAACCUUUAGUUUUCCGAUCCGCUCCAAACCCUAAUUCGCCGUCGAUAAUCACAGAGCAUCCAAUUGACUCUGAUAUCUGAGGCAAAGGGCUCGGAGUUUGUGCAGAUUUUGCUCGGCGUUGAAGGCGGAAAUAGAAGGCAAGGAUCGUUCUUCUCCACAUUGCGCGUUUCUCAGCGAUUGGCGGCGGCGCGGUGGUGAGCUCGUCGGAGACGGAGAGCGGGCGACGGAUGAGGAGAAUCAGAGGAUGAACGAUGCCGGUACAGCGUGGAAGGGGCCGUGGAGCAGCUAAGAAGCAGGAGGUUGUGAAUCCGAUCGACGCUGGAGAGGCCAUUGCCACCAGAACUAGGCGCAGGCGAGCGGCGGCGAAGGCGGAGGCCGGUGAUGAGAAGAAGGUAGUGGUGAAGGCGGAGAAGAAGAAGGAGGAAGUGGAAGUGGAAGAGAAGAAGAUGAAUGAUAGUGGUAGUGGCGGCGGUAGGAGUAAUGCUAAGGCUGAAGAAGAAGGCACCACUACUCCUCUACCUGAGAAGGUCACUGUUGGUGGUUCCCCUAUCUACAGAUUAGAUAGAAAGCUGGGUAAGGGUGGUUUUGGGCAAGUUUAUGUUGGUCGGCGUGUGUCUGCUGUAAAUACAAAUGAGAGAACUGGACCGGGAGCUGUUGAGGUGGCCUUAAAACUCGAGCACAAAAAUAGUAAAGGGUGCAAUUAUGGACCGCCACAGGAGUGGAAAGUUUAUGACACUCUUGGUGGCAGCCAUGGUGUGCCACGGGUACACUAUAAGGGCAAGCAAGGAGAGUAUUAUAUCAUGGUGAUGGACAUGUUGGGGCCAAGCUUGUGGGAUGUUUGGAAUAAUGGCAGUCAAACGAUGGCCAUUGAGAUGGUUGCAUGUAUUGCCAUUGAGGCAUUAUCAAUAUUGGAGAAGAUGCAUUCUCGAGGGUAUGUGCAUGGAGACGUGAAGCCUGAGAACUUUCUACUUGGUACUCCUGGGACUCCUGAUGAGAAAAAGCUAUUUUUAGUUGAUCUUGGACUAGCAACUAAAUGGCGAGAUAGUUCAACUGGUCAGCAUGUUGAUUAUGACCAAAGGCCAGAUGUUUUCAGAGGAACAGUACGUUACGCUAGUGGGCAUGCUCAUUUAGGGAGAACCAGUAGUAGGAGAGAUGAUCUUGAGUCUCUAGCUUACACCCUUGUCUUCCUUCUCCGUGGUCGACUCCCCUGGCAAGGAUACCAGGGAGAGAAUAAAGGAUUCCUUGUCUGCAAGAAGAAAAUGGCAACGUCUCCAGAGACCUUGUGUUCUUUUUGUCCACUCCCUUUUAGACAUUUUGUUGAACAUGUGGUGAACUUGAAGUUUGAUGAAGAACCUAAUUAUGCAAAAUAUAUAUCAUUAUUUGAUGGGACUGUAAGUCCAAAUCCUGAUAUCAGGCCAAUAAACACAGAGGGUGCACAGAAGCUUAUCAAUCUCGUUGGUCAUAAGAGAGGAAGAUUGACCAUGGAAGAGGAGGAGGAUGAACAACCAAAAAAGAGAAUUAGAAUGGGUAUGCCAGCGACACAAUGGAUCAGUAUCUAUAAUGCUCGGAGACCGAUGAAGCAGAGGUAUCACUAUAAUGUGGCUGAUACAAGGCUUGCUCAGCAUAUUGAGAAAGGGAAUGAGGAUGGGUUAUAUAUUAGCAGUGUUUCUUCUUCUCAGAAUUUGUGGGCCUUGAUUAUGGAUGCAGGCACUGGUUUCAGUUCCCAAGUUUAUGAACUUGCUCCGACAUGUCUUCACAAGGAAUGGAUAAUGGAGCAGUGGGAGAAAAGCUAUUACAUCAGUGCAUUAGCUGGAGCGACUAAUGGGAGUUCAUUAGUAGUAAUGUCCAAGGGUACAACAUUUACGCAGCAGUCAUACAAAGUCAGUGAUACAUUUCCUUUUAAGUGGAUUAACAAAAAGUGGAAAGAAGAUUUCUAUGUUACAUCAAUGGCCACUGCUGGAAAUAGAUGGGCGAUUGUUAUGUCUCGGGGUGCUAAUUUUUCAGACCAAGUGGUUGAACUAGAUUUCCUCUAUCCUAGCGAAGGAAUACACCGACGAUGGGAUUCUGGAUAUCGUAUAACAGCAACUGCGGCAACGUGGGACCAGGCCGCUUUUGUUCUUAGUGUGCCAAGAAAGAAGCCUCAAGAUGAAACACAGGAAACGCUACGUACUUCUGCCUUCCCAAGUGCACAUGUCAAGGAGAAGUGGGCAAAGAACCUUUAUAUUGCAUCUAUUUGUUAUGGACGAACAGUAUCUUAAAAGCUGCGACCUUUUUUUGGAAUGCUGUCCAGAUGGCUGUUCCAUAUUAUCUGCUCCUACCUGGGAUAUUUACACCCACCAUCAAGAAAAUUUUGAUGACAAAAAGCCUUAGUUUGUAAUUAAAGUAUAUAAUUGUAGGAAAACCUAUCUGCCUAUGUCAAGGUCUGGAAACCAUCCUUGUGCCAAUGAUAAAUUAAAAUCUCAUUUUCUUACAAAAA
Argentina anserina (silverweed cinquefoil) is the source of this 2484-nucleotide messenger RNA. Its product is annotated as casein kinase 1-like protein HD16. Gene Ontology annotation, molecular function: ATP binding; protein serine/threonine kinase activity. The transcript has 16 exons. Bases 260 to 2266 code for a protein of 668 amino acids. Gene Ontology annotation, biological process: signal transduction; peptidyl-serine phosphorylation; endocytosis. NCBI's taxonomy places the organism in Eukaryota, Viridiplantae, Streptophyta, Magnoliopsida, Rosales, Rosaceae. Gene Ontology annotation, cellular component: nucleus; cytoplasm. The record is from RefSeq and is a predicted model, not a curated record.